AUGCCAACCCUCAAGAAGUUCUGUUAAAGUGGGAAGAUAAUUGUCAUAGUUCUUCGAUUUUAAGGUGUAUGUAUUUCCCAUUUAAACAGUUCUGAAAUUUUGAUACAUCUCACAGCCAUUGUCAUCUUACAUUGAUUUUUUUCUUGUGAGAUGGUGCAUCUCAAUCAGUUACAUCACAUCUUAGAUUUAAUGAAAUGUGGCAAAUGAUAUUAGUCAUUGAAUUAAGAAAAUUCAUUCUCUUCAUGUUCUUUUCUGUCUGGCCUUGCUCGUACAUGUUGAAUAAUUCCAUGCCCAUCUUGCUUUGCAACCAGGAGCUUCUACCUCACCUUCCUCCACAGAGAGUCAGUGAAGCAUCUUUUUGUUUUUGCAGGUUUUUAUUAACAGACCACAGGCGGAUCUUCCAUCCUUAGAUCUCUAACAACAAAAGGUGUGGUGGGCCCUUUCUUCCUUCCCCAUCCUUUCUAUUCAUCUAGCCUUUGGGGUCCCUCCCUGGGUACUCAGUUUGUCUGACUGUCCCUGGAACCAUUUUUGAGACGUGCUCAUGCCCAGGCCCUUCCCUAAGUGACUGACUAAUAAUACAGGUCUGCCUGAUGGUGUCUCUGGAAAGAGAAGGGAGGAUGGGCAUCCCCUUGCCCUCUUUGUAGAGAGUGGCCAGUUGUUUCCUCAUCCUUCCUACGUAGGACCUGCUGGCUCAGUGACCUAUAAGGGCCAUUUCAGCACUUUCAUUCUGUCUCCAAGGCUUCACCUUAGUAAGAACUUGUACUGUCUCCACCUCUCAGGGUGGUUUAACUCUUUACCGCUGAAGAUCCUUCUUGUCUGGGAUGGGCAAUAUUACCUAGAAGCACACAUGUUCCAGCACCAUGAACGACAGCAAGAGUAACCGAGAGGUGUACCAGCAGUACACAGUCAUGGCCCCCGGGCUGCUGGCCCGCAUCUCCAAACUGCUCAUUGUUUGCCGGAAGGCAGGUAUUUCUGUACCUAAGGGCAUCCGAAACAUCUUUGAGUUCACUUGGGAGGAGCUCAUCACUGACCCCAUGGUGCCUGCCCCAUCUGACAUCCUGGGCCUAGAGGUCAGCAUUGGCGCCCCAGCUGUGGUGCCUGUGGAUUCAGCGUCUGUGCAGGCCCCCAUCGAGAAGAAGCCACCACCCUCAGUACCACCUCUGCCAGUGCUGCCCACAUCUGUGGGGCCAGCCAAGUUCGCCCACUCUCCCACCCCACCAGUGCCCUCCGGCUCGGAGACCCUGCACAGGUUCCAUCGGCAGUCCAUUCACCUGCUGACAGAGCUGCUCACCCUGAAGUUGAAGGCCAUGGUGGAGUCCGUGUCUGGUGCCAACCCCCUGGACAUCACCAGGCGCUUUGUGGAGGCCAGCCGGCUCCUCCAUCUCAGAGCCAAGGAAAUGGCUUUCAACUACCUGAUUGGCACCGUUGGGAGAAGUAGCUGUGGUGUUGGACAGUUGGGAAAAGAGUUCUUUACGAUCGUCUCAGCCAUGGGAGUGAACUUGCCUUACCAGCUUAUCUACGAGUCAUCUACUGGCUGUCUGAGCUUUUCUCUCUCAACUGGGAGGGAAAUCAAGAAGAAAGCAGCCAAAGCAAAACAUCUAGAAGAUGCAGUCAUGUUUUCCCAACAACAAGGAGCCAGGACCUCUGCCUCUGAUAUGAUCGAGUCCAGUGACCCCUGCCCUGAGGCCCGGGAGAAGCUGCAGGAGAUGUGUCGCCACAUAGAAGCUGAAAAGGCCUUGUGGAAAGGGAGGAAUAUCUUCUACCCCAUGAUCUUACGCAACUACAGGGCAAAGAUGCCCUUUCAUCCAGUGUUGGCCCCGAAGGGGGAUGCUCAAACCCCGAGCUCCUAUCAUCCUCUCCUUCCGGGCGCACAGACUCCCACUCCCGCCCCUCACCAGCUCCCUGCCCACCAUCUGCACUUCGGCCGGAGAUCUCAGGACUGGAAGGCAUCCAAGAAGACCAUCAAGUUGCAUUAUGCCUUCUGUGAUGGGUCCUCCUUCGUUUACUAUCCUUCUGGAAACAUCGCCAUGUGUCAGAUCCCCACGUGCUGCAAAGGGAGAGCCAUCACUUGCCUCUUCAGUGACACACCCAGCUUCUCCUUUCUGGCUCUGUUCAAUGCAGAAGGCCAGGGCUGUGUUCACUACAACAUGAAGGCCCGGUGCCCGUACGUCCUGAUCUUGGAUGAGGAAGGUGGGACCACCAAUGACUACAAGGGCUUUGUAGUCCACAAGUGGAGCUGGACUUCCAAGACGGAGACUUUGGUGUCCCUGGAAUAUAAGGUGAAUGAGCAAAUGAAGCUGACGGUCCUGGGGCAGGACUUCAUCACGGCCACCUUCACCUCCCUGGGCGAGACAGUAACGCUCACCGUCUCAGCCAGCAACUGUCCCCACGGGGCAGCACAUGGUAAACGGCUGGCCCACAGGAUCGGCAACUUGGACGACAAGGUGUCUAAGAUGAGCCGAGCCCUCGCAGAGAUCAAGAAGCGGUUUCGAAAGACGGUGUCCCUGUUCGUGAAUUCUGUCUUGCUGGCAGCAGGCCUGUUCACAUUAAAGUAUCCGCUUAAGGAACAGCGAGAAGUCGAUCGAACCAGGGUAAAAUCUGGGUUCCAUAUUGAGUGGAGCACUAAGCUAAGUUUACACCCUGGAGAAGCCCCUUUAUUACGAUCUCAGUCAGCCCGACCGGAAUCCUCAGUGGGAAACUCUUUGAAAGAAGAGCCAAGGUCUGCCCCUGUGAGCCCCACUCGGAAGAAGACCAUGAUCCAAGCCAAAGCCUCAGUCACAUCCAGAGGGAAGGCCUGGCAGGUGCGCAGCCCCACCAGGUGGGCAACCUCACCCUCUGACUGCCCGCUGAUGCUGCGGAAGCUCAUUUGCAAGGAAGACAUCCAGGCUGGCUGCAAGUGCACGAUGAAGGCACCACUGGUAUCUGAUGUGGAGCUCGAGUACUUCCUGUCGGCACCCCGAGAUCCCAGCCAGGUGCUAGUGGUCGGGAUUGUCUCAGGCCAGCACCCUGCCAGCACAGCAGAGCUUGAGUGGCUGCUCGACACACUCUACAGUCACCGCCAACAGGGCCGUGCCUCACCCUGCAUCCAGUGCCUGCACGACCCCUACCGCCUGCUGCACUACGACCUGCACAGCCCCCUGCAGAAGACGCCACCCCUGCUGGUGCAGAAGUAUGCUGUGGUGCAGGGGAUGGUUCUGAUGGUUGCUGGAGGGAGGCUCCUCUUCGGGGGCUGCGUUUUGAAUGGAUAUGGCUUCAGCAGGCAGAAUUUGCUGAAACAGAUCUUCCAGGCUCGACAUAACUACAAGAUGGGCUACUUCCUGCCAGAGAACUACAAAUUUAGCAUUUCAACCUCCAGUCCGGGCCUGGAAGACCCUGACUCAGCCAAGAGAGCAGUAUCAGAAGACAUCCAAGGAAGCUUCUCCUCGCUGGCCAUGGGGGAGAAGACGGAGAAGUCCUCCCCUGAGGCUGAGAAAGUGAAGCAGUUUGCAGUGGAUUUGCAUCAUCUCAGCAAAGCCAGGAGGGACAGUAAGAAGACAGCCGCCUGGAAGAAACAGGCCUCCAAGGAGUGAUGCUGCCCCUGCGGCCACCCGGAACACCAGGCCUGGACACUGCUCCUCCCGUACCCACCCUGGCCUCCCAGGCCCUGGCUUCCCAGUCUCCCACCCUCUUCCUCUGAGCCUCUAUGUAAUAAACAGACAUGCCUCCAGUGUCUGGGUGAGGCCGUGGGAUAGGCCGGUGCCCAAAGGCCAGAGGCCUCCCAACAGGGCAGUUCCAGGCUGAGCCUCAGGAACGCGGUUCCCCCGAAUACAGAGCUUCCUCUGUGGCCGGUUAAGUCAGCUGAAGAAUCUCCCACUGCCACACAAACAAAUGUCUCGCCCCAGGGGCCACUCUAAAUGACACAUUGAUCCUGGGAGGUCUAGAAUGGGACUGAACUGUGUCCUCCUGCCUUUCUUUGGGUGGGGAAGGGCUCAGAUUCUGGUCCAGGUGGAACACAGAGUGAGAGAGAGAAGGAGACAGAGAGAGAGAGAGAGUGUAGAUGGGAGAAGAGUCAAAGGAGAGGGUGAGGAGAGAGAGAACAGGGAAGGAAGGGAGGUGCUAAGAGGGUAGGAAGGAAGAACAAAAGAGGAGGGAGAAUACAGGGUAAGUGGAGGGAGAGGGAGGGGGCAUGGAGUAAGGUGGAAAAGGCAGUGUCAGGCCACAGGCAAGGACCUUUGGUGGCUCCUGGAAAGGCAGGGUCCUUGUAGCCCCCAUGUGCUAGCAUCCCCACCUAGCCCAGCCUCAGUGUCCUUUGGUGGACUGGGCACCCCUUCUCUGAGCUGGCAGACCCGAAGAAUCCUCCCCAUUUUCAUGGCCCAGAGAUGGCAGCCCCCUCUGGUAUGCCGUCUCCUCCUCGGCGGCACCUGAGGGGCAGACAGGACACCAGCUCGGGCUUGUUUGUGUGAGGUUCCCAAGAGACACUUCCCGGGAGCCUGGUGAGGAUCCCAGAGGGUCUGCCUUGUUCUGCAAAUCUUCAGGCCCUGAUCUAUGGGUGGUGUUCAGUGACAUGCUCUACAUUUAACUUUUUAAAUCUGAGUUUUUUUAGAUUUAAUUUUCAUCCUUUGUCUUAUUGAAAGGCUUUUUUAAAAGUUAGACAUUUGUCCCCCUAGAAAUGUACUUGAAAUGACAUGCUGUGUUCUUAAGGCUGCAUCCUUUGAUACCUAAGGGCCUGGUAUUUAUUAGGGUCUGGAAGCCUAGCCACUUUUCCCUCUACCCCUCCUGAGCAUGAGGACGCACGAGAAUCCGAAGGCAAGGAGAAGCAAGUUCCGCCUCUGUCCUGGUGUGCAGGCAUGCUCUGGCUCCUCGGGCAGGACUCUGAUAGAGGUCGAAGUGGAGAUAGCCACUCACUCUUGGACCUUCCACCCUGAAUCCGACCUUUGGGUCUGUCUGCUCAACUCUGCACUUCAGCAGCCGCAUGCAUAGGGAGCACAGGGUAGGCCUGUGCCCAACCGAGGGUGCUCACCAUGCUGAAAUGGGGCCUACAAGCUUCACACAGGCAGUAAUGCCUCCUGCUGGUGGAACAGGGCCCAGCAGAUGUCCAAUGCUACAUAAUCAAAUUGUCCCCUGCAGAGGAGGGAGAAGAGGGAAACAGCAGGAAAAGGGGAUGAGGCUUUACCCCCCAACAAUGCCCAACAAACCAGGCACGAGGGGAAAGUGUGAGAUUAUCUGACAAAGUCAUAAACUCUUGUCUGACUAGAGUAGCUGGAUUUUUCCUUCAAGCUCUCUUCUGUCAGAGUCCUUGGCUAUAGGGAAGUCCAAGGCUUUCUAAAGUACAAAGGGGUGGCAUGACUCAAGUGGAUGCUCCAAAGAUGGCAAACAUAUUACACACAGGCUGCUUGCAGGCAUCUUUAACCAAUCACAGUGCUCUGCACCCAGGUGAUGCCUCAGAAUCCAUCUUCAGCACAAAGGACCAGGCAGCCACUACCAGUGGUAGUUAACUUGGCCAGUCUUGGCCAUCCAUGGAGUUAACCCUCUCCUCUGCCUGGUAAGUUUAAAGGAAGACUUCUUAAGAGGAAGUGAUGGUAGACUUAAAGCUAGAGUCUAGAGGGGAGGUUUUAUUAGGAGGCCUUGCUGUGUGUUGUCUGUGCCAGCAGGGAAGGGGUGAUCUGAUUACUCCCAGGUACCCGGCUGGCCGGGGAAAUGUAUAAUGGUCCCAGGGCCUCUGGGAAAUGGGAGCAGAAUCUCCCCUUACCACUGAGCACUCAGUUCUCAUCACCCUGGUUCUUCAGGUUCCCCCAGUAGAAGGCCCAGGAGAGGGGAAGACCAUGAAUAUGCUCUGAGUCAAAGAAAAUUGAAGCCAGAAGGAAACCCAGCCAUCAAGGAUUCCCAUGGAGAGGUACAGUUGAACAUGAGCUCACAAUCUGAAGUUUAAAGAUACAGGCCAAAGCAAAUGAAAACAGAAAUACCAGACAUUAGACAUCCAAGACUUUGGAUAUUGGAAUUGUCAGAUGAAUGUGUUUUCAACUAUUGAAUGAAGGAACUAAGAACAUAAACAAGGAACCAGAUAUGAUCAAACAAAAAAGAGAUGGACUGAAUUUUGCCACCAGACAUGUUGGAGUAUAACUGGUACUGGAGUCCUCCUGACACAACUAGCCAGGACAAGGAAAACUACGUUAAGUUCAGCAAUCCCCCCAACUUUCUGCGAAAGGUGUUUUCUGGAUCUUGGUGUAGGGAAGGAGAAAUCAAGCAGCAUGUAACAGUAUUGUUGAACUGAGGAGAGAAAUCAACUAUUAGGGGAGACAAUGGUGAAUGGAAUUUAUGGGCCAGGGUAUCAGAGAAGAGGGAGGUAUGCAGAGAGAACUCUAAUCUGCAUAGGGGUGUCCUUGAGUCUUCAGCUGAAUGCUAAACUGUACAUGUUUAAAGGAUGGUUUCAUGAGAUCAGGUUAAGAACUACAGUGGAGCUGUGAACCUACAGCUCACAGAUGGUUGGGAGACAAUCAGUUCCAACCAAUUAUAAGUAGAUGCCUGGGCCUUUCAGUGGAGACCCCAGGAAAACUAAGGCAUAGAAGUAGGGAUAAACUAGUGUUGGAGUAAAGGCUAAUCUAGACUCUCUCUAGUAAAAUUUAAGAACAAUCCUUGACAAAAAUACAGAGACAGAAAAAAUAGACAAGUUGGUUGCCUGGGGGUGGGAAAGAGGAUAACUGCAAAGGGCAUGAGAGAAUUUGUUGGGGAGGAGACGAUGGUACCUUCUAUCUUGAUUAUGACAGUGGUUACCUGAUUGUAUGCAUUUAUCAAAACUCAUAGAACAGUACACCUAAAAGAGUGAAUUUUUGGUAUAUGGAAACUAUACCUUAAUUUAAAAAUUAUAAGAAAACAAGCCCUGAAGGGAUCAAGCUGAUCUUCAAGUAAAUUGAACUGCCUGAAAAAAGCCAACCCUCUUUAGAGGAAACAAUGCAGUAUGGAUACAAUAUAACAACAUGUCAUUCACAGUGCCUGGCAAGCAUUUAAAAAGAUCUCUGGAUAUGAAGAAAAAGAAAAAAAGUAAGCCGUGACCAAAAAACAAAACAAAACAAAAAGAGGCAAUAGAAACAGAUGUAGAAAAUAUAGAAGUGAUGACAAUUGCAGGCAAGAUCUUUACAGCAGACAUAAAUGUUUCAAAUGUCUUAAUGGAACAGAAUGAGAGAAAUUGAAACUGUACAAACAACUGGAUGAAAUUCUGAAAAAUGUGCUGGGUAACAGUAACACCAGCUUAGACACUUUAGAAGAAAAGUUCACUGAACUUGAAGACAGGGUAAUAGAUAAUAAGCAAGAUAAGGCUGAUGGGGAAAAAGUCUGAAUAAAUGAACAGAACCAUAAUAACCAGUGAGACAACAUUGAGUACUUUAUGUAUAAUUGGGCUACCAAAAGGAAGAAGUGAAAUGAUGGUUAGAAAAAACUAUUUGUUGUAACCAAGACCAAAUAUUUUCCUUAUUUUUUUUUUUAACAAUGAGGACCUUAAUCCCAAGCAGGGUAAACACAAAGAAAAUACUGCUAAGGUACACCAUGGAUAUAGAUUAUGAAAAUUGAUGAUAAAGAGAAAAGUCUUAAAAGGAAUCACAAAGACUCAUUACAUAGUGAAGAAAAAAAUGAAUGCUGAUUGCUCAUCUAGAACAAUGAAAGUACUAAAACAAGGCCAUCUACAAUUUUUAUAUCCUGCAAAAAAUUCUUCAAGAAUGAAAACAGUAAUUAAUCAUCAUAAUACAAUAAAUGCAAAUGGUUAAUUUAGCAAUAAAAAAUAGAGACUCACAUACAAAUACAGUGGAAUAUUAUUUUGCCAUGAAAAAUAAAAUACGAACACCUGCUACAAUGUAGAAUGAACCUUGAAUGUGCUUGGUGAGAGGAGCCAGAUACAAUAGCUACAUACGGUAUGAUUUAACAUAUAUUAAGUGUCCACAAUACACAAAUCUCUAGAGAUAAAAAGAGUGGUUGGUAGGGAAUGAGGAAGAGGGGACUUACAGUGGAAAUGAUUACUUAUGGGCAUGGGGCUUCUCUUUGGGGGUGAUGAAAUGCUCUGGAAUUAGAUAAUGAUAACAGUUGCAUAAUAACAUUGUGAAUAUACUGAAAGCCACUGAAUUAUACACUUUAAAAUGGUUAAAAUUGGGAACUUUAAUUGUUUCUAAAAACAAAUCAUUGCUGAGAAAAAUUAAAGAUUUAAAUAAAUAGAUACGCCAUUUCAUGUGUUGCAAGACUCAAUAUUAUU
Messenger RNA from Manis javanica (Malayan pangolin), 8215 nucleotides. It is a transcript of the gene FAM194C, whose product is annotated as chromosome 3 C3orf20 homolog. Lineage: Eukaryota; Metazoa; Chordata; Mammalia; Pholidota; Manidae. The record is from RefSeq and is a predicted model, not a curated record.